GAUUACAGAUCAGUUCGCCGUGGAGUGCGGCAGUGUGUGGGUGUGGUGCGUGUAAUUGGUGGUGGCCCGUACGGCCGAAUAAUGGCGGAACGGACAAAAGUGACGGCUCCAGCGAGCCGGCCAGUGCCAAUGAAGCUUUUUGCUACCUGGGAAGUUGAUCGUACACCUCCAAAUUGCAUACCCAGAUUGUGCACAUUGACCCUUACACGGCUUGUGAUUCUCCGGCCUCUCGGCGUAGAUCUGGCUUCCAUCAGCAUUGCAGUCAAGAUGCAAAGUUCUAAAAGGACAUUACGGUCAAACGAAAUGGCGAUUCCAUCGGGCGGUAUACUGGACACUGAUCUCGAGUUACAGUUUGCCCUUCAGUAUCCACAUUUUUUGAAACGCGACGGCAAUAAAUUACUUAUACUUCUGCAAAGAAGAAAAAGAUACAAAAACCGUACGAUGUUGGGUUACAAAACACUAGCAGAGGGUGUAAUCAAUAUGGCUCAAGUCUUGCAGAAGCAAAUGGAUCUCGAGCUGGAGCUGGUAUCAGAUAAAGCGGAAAAAUACGGCGGGCAUUCAGUGGUAUUGGCCAAAGUGAAUGUUAUUGCGUUGAGUUCACAGCCAGUUGAUCAGGACAAAAGGCUGCUCAAUGACCCAAGUGAAAGACUCGGUCCAGAGUACAGCGACGAAGAAGAAGAGUUCAGCUCUGAAGGUGAAGCUGAGGGUAGCGACAGCGAGCCGACUUUAGAAGUCCACAGGCGGAAAAAUCGAAACAAAAUUCCUCCAAAUGCUCGACAAAGAAACUUGAAGCAAAAGUUUAUUGCUCUACUCAAGCGGUUCCGAGUUUCAGAAGAGCUAGAACACGACCAAGAAGAGAUUGGACAAAAGUUGUCGGGUGGUGACAUGGAAAUUGAAGAACUCUUUGAUGAGUUAGAGGACUUGUCGGAUAGUGGCCCUGAGCUGGAUACCAUGUCUGUUAGCAGUACUCCAAAACCAUCACUGCGCCCGUUCUUCAGCUCUAGUCGUUCGCUUCUAGCACCACCUCAUCCUGUAGUUACCAGAGAGGACUCUGCCACUAAUACAACAGCAACAACAGCGGCAGCAGCAAAUGUAUGCCAGUCAUCAUCAGGCUCAACUGUCAAAGAAAAAACACGUGUGGGACAUACAACCCCAGAGAGAGGCGGUGACAGACAGAGUGACGAUAGCUCAAGACGAGCGGACAGCGACUCACAUCCUGAAAAUUGGACCGAUCAUGAGGCCAAUGAUGCGCCGAGCACGGUCACUGGUUCACCUCCCAAAUCAGAGCCGCAGCAUCACCAGCACUCGAAUAAAAGUGAAAACACUGAUAGAAGGAGUAGGCUCUUUGCCAGGGACCGGGGCAUGCCUGGAAGUAAUAAAUCUAAAAAGCAUAGUCUGAGUGUUGAUCUUAAGCCGUCUGUUGAGCUAAACAAUUCCGAGCCGCGAAAAGCCCUAGUUGAGCAAUUGAGCCGAGUACUGCCCGAUGACUCAUUACCGGAAGCAGUAUCUCUAGUUUCUCUGGCAGAUCCUGGUGGUGCUGUGCUGGCAGCUCGGCUUCAAGAACGUAAUCUGCGAGUUCUCACAACUGCUUCGCCGGCGGAUAUCCGCGCGACCUUCACCUGCUUAAUCGCUAGGAUACAAAAAUUUUGUAAUAGCUCGGCGAAACCACCUGCGCCAAUAAAAGUUGUGAUAGCAGGUGGAGAUAGUUUUGUUAACGCCGUUCUUAGGCAUUACGUAGAUCUAUUGAGCUUCAGACCACCAGAUUGGCAAAAUUAUUUGAGAUUUUUAAUAGUACCGCUGGGUUCAAAUUCACUGUCCAAGUACCUCGGGUCUGUGGACAGUAAAUACUCGAUGCUGUUUGGCGAAGAAUGGCGAGAAUUGUUGGAACGUGAAGCGAGCGGGGCGAGUGAAGGCGCAGCUCGUGUAUCAGAAUACUUAGCAACGACCGGGCCCACUCUUUUAUUACCAAUUGCCGAGGCCAUGGUCACAUAUAGGGAGACAGACGACAGCAGUCAAAUAUUCAUUCCAUUUGUAAAUGAUGUGCGCGUCGGGUGUCCUGACAGCAGCAGUUCCGCUUCAGUUGACCUUGAGGAAGGUGCAGCAGUAUCGUCGGGGUCACCACCAUCCUUGCCGCCGCCCAGUCUGGCGAUACCACCACCCGGUAAAUUAACUCCGCCGAGCAGCCCAAAUGUCAGUCAGCCACGAGACGGAUGGGAGCCCGUUGAACUUCAACUUGACUACUGGAGCAAACCUGCACUUGGUGAUAAAGGAAAAAGCACACUUCGUCAAGCUUUCAGGGCUUUGCACGUACAGAGAUUACCGACAGCGGGAGAAAAUCCCGGGCCGUAUCUCUCUAUGAAUUACACGACAAAGGAAAAGAAACAGAAAAUAAUGAGACUGGGUAAGAAAAAAGAAAAGGAGAAAGAGAAUGAGCCCAAGAGCCAGGCAGUGGAUGGCGUGACUCGACUAAUUUGCUCCGCUAAAACUCACAACAUUCCAUGGAGAGUGACCAUCGAUGGAACUGAAUGGUACGGCGUUAAAUUCUUCCAACUCUCGGCGCAGUGGCAGACGCACAUAAAAACAUUUCCGGUUGCAAUGCUUAUUUACAAUCCGCUGCAACAAACCCCAAGUCUCACCUGAACUUCUAAGUCUCCCUUUUAAAUGCUUAACUUAUUCCAUAAUUUAUUUAUUAUUUUAAAUUCGUUGGUAUCGAUUUAGCCGUUCGUCACAUUGAUUAAUUUAAAGGCCGGAGGGAAAUCUCCAGGCGAGUUUUAAUGAUGAGUUUGUGGUAAUUUCGUUUCAUUUUUUUUUUUUCCUUUUUUUCCAAUAACGAGUUUUAUUAACACGUAAUGUGGGCUUUAAAGCUCUUGACUAUGACUCGACAACGAGUUUUCCUAAGACUUCUUUUAUGUUUAUUUUGUUUUUUUUAUUUUAUGAAUUAUAAGUUGGCUCUGAGCCGUUUUUAAAAUUAUAUUUUUCUUCCCAAUAUACUUUUAAAGUAUAAUUUCAAAUUAUAAAUAUUUUUUUAACUCUUGCAUACGCUAAUAAAAUAAAUUCAAAAUUUUUUCCAACGAUGCUAGAGAGUAGAGUUAAAAAAAGUAAUUUCUUUACAAAAUUGACUAUUGAUCUAAAAAAAAAAUAUUACUGCAGGUACGUCUGCUCAUCUUUGUGUAGAAAUUUAUAAGCAAAUCAAUUAGAAUAAAUUUAAUUAUUUGCUAACAAUUAUUUUGAGCAACGUAGCGGUUGCAGUGACUGCCUAAUGCCAAAUUAAAUGAACAAAUAAUUUAAAAUUAUCAACAUAUUAGCCCACCUUAUAAAUCACUCAGCUGAUAAAUUUAUUGUAAAAAAAUAUCGAAUACUAAUUUUUUUAUUUUUCGUUCACAAACCCCAUCAACUUUUAAUUAAUUACUGCUAGUCGUUUUAUUUUUAACCAUAAUAUAUAAAAAAUCUGCUUUAUACGGUUCGGUUGGGCUUAAUAAUUAAAAAAUGAAUAGAACAAAAAUAGUUAAUUAUAUAUAAAUAAAACAAUUGUGGAAUUGAUGUGAAUAAUAAAUCCAGAAAGAGCCAUGAUGUACUUGAGUGACUGCCUCAUCGUUUAAUAGCUUGCUGAGAUAAUUUUCAGCAACAAAACCUGCCAUCUGACUAGUAUGAAUAUCCAUCGCUCUAUUAA
Messenger RNA from Microplitis demolitor, 3670 nucleotides. RefSeq names its product phosphofurin acidic cluster sorting protein 2 (gene KrT95D). Bases 82 to 2640 code for a protein of 852 amino acids. Gene Ontology annotation, biological process: protein localization to plasma membrane. The record is from RefSeq and is a predicted model, not a curated record. The transcript is spliced from 11 exons. NCBI's taxonomy places the organism in Eukaryota, Metazoa, Arthropoda, Insecta, Hymenoptera, Braconidae.